This is a messenger RNA of Rhagoletis zephyria (snowberry fruit fly), 1126 nucleotides long. RefSeq lists its product as uncharacterized. NCBI's taxonomy places the organism in Eukaryota, Metazoa, Arthropoda, Insecta, Diptera, Tephritidae. Gene Ontology annotation, biological process: proteolysis. The record is from RefSeq and is a predicted model, not a curated record. Gene Ontology annotation, molecular function: aspartic-type endopeptidase activity.
CCGAAUGCAUGUCGCUUCAACGUCGAAUUUUUUGUUUCAAGUGCGGAAAGUUGGAUGUGAUAACACCUAAGUGUCCAACGUGUAAUCCUGCGGGAAACUCAGUACGGAACGCGAUUACGACGGGGGAAUCGCGCUCCACUCAAACCCCGCACGAUUAGACGCCUCUACGAAUACACAAGCAGGCGAUGAGUUGAGCCGUGCUGCAAACUUAUCUGAAACCAAAACGAAAAAUAUUAUUUCUAGUAAAACAGUAAAUAAGGGAAACAUAGCAAUAACAAGUAAUGGGAGUAGGCCAUCUUACGAAGAUAGACUAAGGAACUAUCUCGAAACGCGCCGACGAAUUUUCGCGGUUAGUGCCCUAAUGGGACGCCGAGGAGUGUCGCGAAGAAUACAAAAGACCCGUGAAAGAUUCCAACAGCGGAAAACACUGCGGCAAAAAGUCGUAGCGUCGAUAAGAAACGCGGAUCAACAGGAUCCGCGCGUUUACGCAGACAUAGAAAUAAAAGGGGUAUUGACACGCGGCUUAUUAGACACUGGGGCGUCCGUAAGCAUUCUGGGCCGGGGCUGUCGCGAGUUCGCGGAAGAGAUAGGCGCGCCAAUCGAACAUUACUUUUCUUGUGUAAAAACCGCAGGCGGUCGCGCGCACAAUGUGCUAGGCAAGCUCACCAUACCUGUGAAAUAUAAAAACUUAGAACAGAACAUUACAUUUUUUUUAUGCCCAUACCUAGAGCAAAAGAUUUACCUUGGGGUGGACUUCUGGCGCGCUUUCCGUUUGGCCCCAGAAGUGAUAUCCGUGAAUGAAAUUGAUUUGACCAAGUUAGAACAAGAGAUGGUGUCCGAAGAAGACAGGAAUGAGCGGCACGUGUUGCAUAGCCUUUCGGCAGACCAAAAAGAACGCUUGGAGCUGGUGGUGAGUGGUUUUAAAACUUACGAAAAGCACGGAUUGGGACGUACUCAGUUGGAAAAGCACUCUAUAAAGUUGGUCGAUGAAGCAGUACCCAUAAAAGACCGCCACUAUCCAUUGUCUCCGGCGAUGCAAGCAAUCGUGUAUGCUGAAGUUGACAAGAUGCUAGAAUUGGGUGUGACCGAAGAAAGUGAAAGCCCGUGGAGCAAUCGUACGACAAUC